This is a messenger RNA of Myzus persicae (green peach aphid), 1984 nucleotides long. RefSeq lists its product as uncharacterized. The transcript is spliced from 2 exons. Lineage: Eukaryota; Metazoa; Arthropoda; Insecta; Hemiptera; Aphididae. The record is from RefSeq and is a predicted model, not a curated record. The coding region runs from base 497 to 904 and encodes 135 amino acids.
ACAGUAAAUUUUUAUGAGCUUUUGAAUUUAGAAUUUUGACAAAAUUCUUAAAACAAAAGCAAUACCUUAGUAUGUUGUCGUAAAAUUCGUAUAGUGAAUUGUAUAUAUUAUUGUUAUAUCGAGUUAUGGCAUGUGCAUAAGCAUACGAGAGUGGCAUUCUUACUCUAUAAUAACUAAAGUAAUAAUAAAUUACAAAUUUAUAACUAAGAACUAACACGUAUAGACCAUGGGUGUCGAUGACCAUAAAUUGCCGAACUAUGGUUCCUUUAAAAAAAAACCAUAGCGAGGCCUCUUAAAUUAAAAUGUCCACAGUCACGACUAUAUACACACCGCCUGGAGAGCCUAUAUAUAAGUUUGGGGCUGAUAAUAUGCCAUGCGCAUCACCCGGUAGUUGCAACGGAUAGAACACGAUUCCUUGUCCUUAUUUUUUUUUGCCUGAAAAAUCCAAAUAAACCUACACUGACAUGUGGUUAUUUCUUCAAGAAUUAAGCAAAAAAUGUAUUUUAAAAAAACUUGUUAUUCACAACUUCACAAGAUACAUUUAGAUUUUGAAAUAAGCGCUCAUAAAGCAUGGUGUAGAGAGGUAUUCCCAAGUAUUAAAAUUCAAGCAUGUCGAUUUCAUUUAAGGAAGUGUUGGUGGCGAAAAAUAAAUUCUGAGCAGCAACUCCAAACAGCAUAUAUAAACGACGACGUGUUAGAAAAAUGGUCAAAACUAUUUUUCGGGUUGCCAUUCCUACUACCACAGGAGAUCGAAAAUGCAUUCGUUGAACUUGUAUUUAUAUGUCCAAAUCUAGGUAUAGGAUACUUAUUUUCUGAUUAUAUAUUACAUACGUACGUAGAUGAUUGUUUAUUUCCACCAAAACUUUGGGCUCAAGAGCCGUUUUUUUCCACGGUAAAACUAUAAUAACUAUAUACACAGGGUAUAAUAACUAUAACCUAACCGGUUUUCUCAUAUUUUUUUAUUAUUGUUAGUAUGGAAUCGUGCUUUACCUUUACCGGGUUGCGGCAUUGUUAGCAGCCCAACUAGUGUAAAGUAAUAGGUAACUAAAAAACUCUCUAACACAUCUAGUACAGGAAUUUUAAAUUCGAAACCCAAUUAUGACGUUACCUUUACCUCCAAUACUUGGUUCUUACUUAUGGUUUUGUUAUUUUCGGACUAAUGCAUUUGAGCCACUUUUGGCUUUAUUGCUACAGCAUCUAUCAAAUGAUGACCAUAUACACCCAUGCGUACAUAGUCAACACGCAAUGAACAUAUUAUUUAAUUUAUUUGUUACUUAGGUAUACUUAUCAUUUUCCGUAGAUAAGGUGAUGAAUUCGAAACGCAAUAUAAGUGCUGGCUAGUCUGAGUGUCUGAGUGUCUGACUAUAAGACUGCGUAAUAUUAUUAUAUUGUCUAUGUGGCUGUGUACAUCUAUUUAUACAUCUAUACCCAAUGACCCUGCAGUGGUGGGUGCCACCUAAAAUCGCAGGGGGUAAUGGGGAUGGGUCCCCUUCCGAGCUUUUAGAUUCUGAGUUGAAAGAUGAAUGCAUUGUUUCAAUAAUGUGUUUUUUAAAUGUUUUUUGUUUUGUCUGUAUACAGAUAUUACUACUUUACACAAUUUUAAACUUCAGGGAUGGCCUUUGAUAAGUAUUUUUGAUUGAUUAUUUUUAAUCUGUAUUACAACUUAUAAGUUACAUCGUAGGUACUCACCUAGUGGUUGACUUAUAGUGCCUACAGAACCCAAUCGAUGUAGGUACAUAAACCUAUUACCUGCACAUAUAUAGACGAACAAACACAUAUUAAUAUAUUAUUAUAUUAUAAUUUAUAUUCAAUAAUAAUCGUCACGCAUGUAAAAAAAAAAAAAGAAAUCACAUAAUAUUAUAUUUAUGACGAUAUAAUGAAAAAUGAGAUCCUCGAAAAUCAAAAUAUUAUAAUAAAGGUACAUCCCAUCGUGCACAGUUCAAAUGACCUCGUCCGCAAUGCUGCUUCUCUUACUGCAGUAACC